CUGAGGUUUAGCCAUGUGGAUGAGUCUGCCGCCGUCAUACACGUACUCCUUCGGCUUCACAGCCUGAGAGCUUGGCAGCUUACAGUUACUUCGUCCGUUGGCAUCGAUGAUAUACGCUGAACACUUAUAAUCGUGGACGACAAUCCCACUGACAACCGUUGUCCAGCAUGCCCUCACUCGCCGUUGUUCGCGAGUCGAACGCGAAGUUCUCACCACCUACAACCCCUGUCGCAAUCUUCCUGGGCGGGACGUCCGGGAUCGGACAGGGCACUGCACAAGCCUUCGCGCGUUACGUCAAGGGCAACGCGCACAUCAUCCUCGUAGGGCGGAACCGCGCCGCCGCCGAAGCGAUCAUCGCGACAUUCCCCAAGGCCCCCAACUCGAAGUACGAAUUCGUAUACUGCGAUGCGAGCCUCAUCCGCAACAUACCCGAAACGACAUCCGCGCUCCUCGCACGACUCCCCAAGGUGAACUACUUGGUCCUGAGCAGCGGCGCGCUCCCGUCGGUAUGGGACGCCAUACGAGGCAUAGAGCAUAGAACGGAGGAAGACAUCGACCGAUUGCGGGCAGUACUGUUUUAUUGCCGCACGAAGUUCGUGCUCGAUCUCCUGCCACUCCUCCAGAAGGCGAGGGAUGCCGGCGAGGACGCGCGAGUCCUGAACGUUGGCGCUGCAGGGCAUGGUGGUCCUAUCGAUUUCAAUGACAUGGGGAUGCGCCAGACCUCCGGUGUGCUGAAGAAGCGAGGGAUCGCGGUGACGUACCUCGACUCGGUGAUGGAGAUCUUUGCGUCCCGCGUGCCCGGAGCGAUGUUCUCGCAUAUCUAUCCCGGUUUAGUCGACACACCUCUCCUACCUUGGUUGGUAAGGAUUUUGGGAAAGCCGUUCGCUACAUCGAUCGACGACUGCGGAGAGUAUAUGCUCUACGCGCUUCUUAACGGAGGUGCGGGCGCGCCGCGCCAGGGCGAGCACGGUGACGAUCUCGGGCAAGUGGGCUAUUAUGGUGGGGACGAAGUCCGCGAGCGGGUCUGGGCCCACACGACGGAGGUCAUUGAGAAGGCGUUGGCUGCGGGCUCCGCGAAGAGCGGGGUCAAUGUCUGAUCUGGUACGAUCUCGGCGUGGGGCGGAAUCGGGGCGUGUACUAUGAGACAUUGUUUGUCGGCGAUCUAUAGUGGUAACGUGCGCAGGUCAAUGUCCGGACCUCCUCCCGAAGACGAUGCCGCGAUUGAAGUUAUCGUGCUUCGCACAGCUCAGCAGCGCUCGUGACGAGGCGCCCGCGGUGCCGCUAUGCGCUCGCGACCUUCUUUGUGACUACAUUUAACGCCCAUGCAGUCGGGUGCGAGCGGAUAACACAUGUCAUUUCAACGCUUCGCAGAUUGAUCUCG
Messenger RNA from Rhodofomes roseus, 1381 nucleotides. RefSeq lists its product as uncharacterized. NCBI's taxonomy places the organism in Eukaryota, Fungi, Basidiomycota, Agaricomycetes, Polyporales, Fomitopsidaceae. The record is from RefSeq and is a predicted model, not a curated record. Bases 168 to 1097 code for a protein of 309 amino acids. Gene Ontology annotation, biological process: secondary metabolic process. The transcript is spliced from 2 exons.